Entrophospora sp. SA101 is the source of this 1026-nucleotide messenger RNA. The record is from the annotation of a GenBank genome assembly. NCBI's taxonomy places the organism in Eukaryota, Fungi, Glomeromycota, Glomeromycetes, Entrophosporales, Entrophosporaceae.
AUGUCUGCUAGCGUUAAUAUCACCGACACCAUAAAAUGGACGUUUUCCAAUACGUUUCCGUUACCGUAUAGAGCAUUGAUGGUUUUGGUGAUUGGCAUAUGGAGUUGGGGACUUAAUUUACACAUUCUUUCACUAUAUUCAAUAGAUGCUUCAGCAGUAUUGUGUAUUAAAAGAGUGAUAUUUUCAGGAUUUGGUUCAGAAGUUUAUUUUUCAGAUGUUAUAAUGGCAGAUAUUUUAACUAGUUUUGCCAAGGUUUUAGGAGAUUUAUAUGUCACCGGAUGUAUUUUAUUAUUUUACGAUGUUGAACAAAGUGGAGCUUCUGGUAAUCGAUGUUACAGUUAUAUAAUUGCUCCUAUGUUAACUAGAUUUAGACAAUGCUUAACAGAAUAUAUUGGAUCAGAUUUUAAUAAUAAACAUCAUUUAUUUAAUGCAAUUAAAUAUUGUUCAGCAUUUCCAGUAAUAAUAUUUUCAGCUUUACAAAAAUUGUAUAAAUAUGAAGCACUAACUGAAUCAUCAAUAAUAUGGCUUCCUCCGCCAGUGUUACUUAAAUUAUGGGUAUUAUCGGUUGCAUUUAAUUCAAUUUAUUCAUUUUAUUGGGAUGUAGCAAAAGAUUGGAAUUUAGAAUUUUUCACACCAACGCAUCCAAAAUCAUAUAUACCAAGUUUUAAAUUAAGGCAAAAUUUAAUAUUUAAAGACCCAGUAAUAUAUUAUAUUGCAAUAAUGAUGGAUUUUUUAUUAAGGUUUACCUGGUCGUUAAAAUUGUCAUCACAUCUACAUAUAAUACAUCAAUUGGAGGGCGGCGUUUUCCUAAUGGAGGUUUUAGAAGUUUUGAGACGUUGUCUAUGGAUAUUUUUCAGAUUUGAAAAUGCAUGGAUUGAAAAAUUUGUAAUAGGGGAAAAAGGAGGAGGUGCAGGAAUUUAUGGACCGUUAAAUUCAGCCGCUAAAACUAGUAUGAUAGAAUUAAAUAGUUUUGACGAAGAUGGUAUUAAUAAUAAAGAGUCAAGAGACGAGGAAAUAUUAGAAUAA